AUGUCGGAUCGGACCAAGGUCGUGGUUCGCCACUUGCCUCCCACCAUCACCGAAGCUUCUCUUUUGCCCCUAAUUGAUUCCGCCUUUGCUGGUCGCUACAACUGGCUCUCUUUCCGUCCUGCCAAAAUCAGCACCAAGCAUACCUCAUAUUGUAGAGCUUACAUUGACUUCAAGAAGCCUGAGGAUGUUAUAGAGUUUGCUGAAUUCUUCAAUGGACACGUCUUUGUCAACGAAAAGGGAACACAGUUCAAAGUCACUGUUGAAUAUGCUCCUUCACAGCGUGUCCCAAAGCAGUGGUCUAAAAAGGAUGGUCGUGAUGGAACCAUAUAUAAAGAUCCCGAGUAUCUGGAAUUUCUAGAACAACUUGCCAAGCCCGCUGAGAAUCUCCCUAGUGCUGAGAUACAAUUGGAGAAAAGGGAGGCAGAACGAUCUGGUACUGGGAAAGAUAUUCCUAUAGUUACACCACUGAUGGACUUCGUGCGCCAGAAAAGAGCUUCCAAGGGACCACGGAGAUCACUGUCUAAUGGAAAAGUGAGCAGAAGAACUGGCACACCAUCAAAUGGAUCCUCUAGUUCUGCCCCAACAAGACGUGGUUAUGCAAAAAAGAGAGUUUCCACCACAAUGUAUGUUGCAAGGGACCCAGGGAAAACUUCUAAUGUAAAAGACAAAUCAAAUUAUAUUUUGGUUCCCAGGCACGGUGAUCAAAAUCUUUCAAAUAAAUCUUCAAAUAUAGCUUCUUCAGAUGGAAACCAAACUUUUGAUGAGAAUGGAAUUGCUGGAAGUAAUGAUGCUGGAAAAAAGAAAGUUUUGCUUCUUAAAGGGAAAGAAAGAGAAGUAUCUGAUUCAGAUAGCAUGUUGCAGCAUCAUAACAUAGCAUCUUCAACUAAAACAAUUCUUAGUUCUACCGCUCUGAAACAGAAUCAGCGGCAUGAAGGUAGUAGUGGUAGGAUUAUCAAAAGCAUACUCACAAACAAAGAUCUGCGACAAAGUCAGUCUUCCAGAGCCCAUUAUGAGCGGCAGAUCCAAACAUCAAAUCUAGAAAAAGAAAAACAGCCUGCUCGCCCCGUACAUGUGCAAUUGAUUUUGAAGGGCACUGAUGGUGCGCCAGAGAAUAGAAUUACCGUGCAUGGUCUACAUGUUUCUAGUGAGAGACAGGAGAGGCGUUAUAGACAUAGGGAUAGACCUGACCGUGGUGUUUGGACAAGUCGUUCCAAUGUAGGUGAUGAAUCUUUGUCCUCCUCAGCCUCUUCACUAGUAGAUCCUUUGGAAGGAGGUCAUGCAGAUUUUAAACAUGACACACCAAGUGCAAGAAGUGGAGAGCUAAAAUCUCUUGGAAAUCUCCGUGCCAGUCAUUCAUCAGAGAAUGGUUUCACUAGGCAUUUUGGUCGCCGUGGACCAAUACAUGGGGUGAAGGAUGUUGAUGGCUAUUCGAUUAGUGAGGGGAAGCAUCCUAGAAAACCUAGUAACUCGGCAUAUGGUUCCAACGAGAAACAAGUUUGGGUCCAAAAAGCAAGUUCUGGGACUUAG
This is a messenger RNA of Lathyrus sativus (Indian pea), 1527 nucleotides long. Lineage: Eukaryota; Viridiplantae; Streptophyta; Magnoliopsida; Fabales; Fabaceae. The record is from the annotation of a GenBank genome assembly.